AUGCUCUCCGUCUCCGCGAGGCCACCUCGCGCCUUCCGAAUCCUCUUCCAGAGAUGGUGCUCCUCCGUCGGGCUCUAUUCAGGGAGCGACUGCCGUCAGCAGGGGGAAGGCGGAGACGCGGACCCUUGCUCUGUGGUUGCCCGCCUCGUCCUUUUUCACCCCGGUGAUCCCCGCGACCUCUGCGAGGCUCUUUCUCCUCAUCUCUUCUUCACCGCCGACCACCAUCCUUAUGCCGACCUUGUCGAUCGCGUCCUCAAGCGCUUGUGGAACGACGCCCCCAGGGCCCUCCUCUUCUUCCACGCUCUUCUCUGCCACCCUUCCUAUCGACCCGCCGCCUCCAGCUUCGACUAUGCACUCGAUCUCGCGGCCCGCCUUCGCGAUCACCACGCCGUCUCCCGGUUCCUCUCCCUGAGGGAGAAGCUCCACGUGAUGCCGACCCAUCGAACGUUCGCCAUACUGAUGGAACGCCACGCAGCGGCGGGAAAGCCCGACCGGGCCGUUCGUCUGUUCCUGUCGAUGCACCGACAUGGGUGCCCCCAGGACCUCGCCGCUUUCAACACGCUCCUCGACGUGCUCUGCAAAUCCCGUCGCGUCGACAAGGCCAGCCGGCUGUUCAGGGCGCUUGGGGGCAGGUUCCGGCCCGAUGUUGUCACUUACAACAUCCUGGCCGACGGGUGGUGCAAGAUCAAACGCGCCCCGAGGGCCUUGGAGAUUCUCAAUGAGAUGGUGACCUCAGGGCUGGAGCCCACGAUCGCCACGUACAACAUCUUGCUCAACGGGUUCUUCCUUGGGGGCCAGGUAAAGCAGGCGUGGGAAUUCUUCUUGCAGAUGAAGAGGAGGUCCAAGUAUGGAGAGGAGGGCUGCGGCUGCCGACCUGAUGUCGUGUCCUACACGAUAAUGGUGCACGGGCUGGGGCUGGCCGGCCAAAUUACUAAGGCCCGGAAAGUGUUCGGGGAAAUGACCGGGCAGGGGUGUCUGCCGUCCGUGGCGACCUACAACGCCCUCAUCCAGGUCAUCUGCAAGAAGGACACGGUUGGCAACGCUCUCUCGGUUUUAGAGGAGAUGGUAGGCAGGGGGUACACUCCCAACUGCAUCACUUAUAAUCUCGUGAUCAGGGGGCUCUGUCACGCCGGGGCGGUGGACGGGGCGGCGGGCUUACUGGAGCGAAUGAGGCGCGAGGGUUGCGAUCCGAGCGUGCAGACCUACAACAUCCUGAUCCGCCAUCGGUGCGAGGCCGGGGAGAUCGACGAGGGCCUUCGUCUGCUCCGCGGGAUGGCCGCGGGGGAGGAGGGCGGAGGCUGCCUGCCGAACGUGGACACGUACAACGUGCUGAUCCGGGCCAUGUUCGUCAGGAAGAGGGCGGAGGACAUGCUGACCGCGGGGCACCUGCUGGUGGAGAUGGUGGAGCGGGGGUACGUGCCGCGGAGGUUCACCUUCAACCGGGUAUUGAAUGGGCUUUUGCUGACGGGCCACCAGGCGCUCGCGAGGGAGAUCUUAAGGGCGCAGAGCGACCGCGGCGGCCGGCUGCCGCGGGAGAUCCGGCUGCGAUGA
Messenger RNA from Spirodela intermedia, 1551 nucleotides. NCBI's taxonomy places the organism in Eukaryota, Viridiplantae, Streptophyta, Magnoliopsida, Alismatales, Araceae. The record is from the annotation of a GenBank genome assembly.